Molecule: messenger RNA, 1961 nt
Organism: Cynara cardunculus var. scolymus (artichoke)
Lineage: Eukaryota; Viridiplantae; Streptophyta; Magnoliopsida; Asterales; Asteraceae
Product: sucrose transport protein SUC4
Exons: 5
Coding region: 279-1778 (499 amino acids)
Biological process (GO): transmembrane transport; sucrose transport
Cellular component (GO): vacuole; plasma membrane
Molecular function (GO): sucrose:proton symporter activity
Source: RefSeq, a predicted model, not a curated record
UCCUGUGAGGUAUACUCUUUCCCACCAAGUCCCACCACCACCGGAUGCUUUAAUAAAUCAAAUGGAGCCAGAAUGAUCGACAUAUAAAACCCUCUCUCUCACACACACCAUACCAAAAUACACGCACUACUGUCAUUGAAAACGAUUCUCAGUGUCAUUCGUAGUAUUCAUGAGUUGUCACCAUCAUCAAUCAAACAAAACCCAUCAUUUUUUCUAAGGUUUUUGUGCUUAGAAAUUGUUAAAAUUCACCCUUCUCUGGUCAGAUUUUUUCAGAGAACAUGACGGUGCCGGAAGGUCAACAACAAAGGCACCGUCCUCGCGGUGGAGCCGCCGUUACUCCGGUGGAAACUCCAACUAGAGUUCCACUCCGAGUACUUCUCCGUGUGGCAUCUGUAGCGUGUGGUAUACAAUUUGGGUGGGCCUUACAGCUCUCUCUAUUAACUCCAUACGUACAAGAACUCGGAAUCCCUCACGCCUGGUCAAGCAUCAUAUGGCUUUGUGGCCCUUUAUCUGGCUUCUUCGUUCAGCCCCUCGCCGGCCACAUGAGCGAUCGUUCUACAAGCAAGUACGGUCGCCGCCGACCGUUUAUUGUCAUCGGAUGCGCUUCCAUCAUCGUGUCUGUACUCUUGAUCGGUUUCGCAGCGGAUAUUGGGGGAUUGCUUGGAGAUGGUGAGAAGAAAACGAGAGCAAUCGUUGUUUUCGUGAUAGGGUUUUGGUUUCUUGAUAUGGCCAACAAUGCAACUCAAGGUCCCUGUAGAGCUCUGCUCGCUGAUCUCACUGGGAACGACCACCGAAGAACUCGAGUUGCAAAUGCAUACUUCUCCCUAUUUAUGGCUAUUGGUAAUGUUCUCGGCUAUGCAACCGGAGCUUACAGUGGCUGGUUCAAAGUUCUUCCUUUUACCCUCAACUCUUCAUGUGACAUCAAUUGUGCCAACCUCAAAUCUGCGUUCCUUAUUGACGUUAUUUUCAUCAUCUGCACUACGUACAUAAGCGUCACUGCAAUUCACGAGCAACCUAUAAGUUCUAUUCAUGACGUUAAUUCUGAAGCUUCGAGUCACCCCCAAGAAGCUUUUUUCUGGGAAAUGUUUGGGACGUUUAAGUACCUUCCAAAUCCCGUAUGGUUGAUCCUUUUCGUUACUUCUUUAACUUGGAUCGGCUGGUUUCCCUUUAUUCUCUUUGAUACUGAUUGGAUGGGUCGGGAAAUUUAUGGUGGUGAUCCCACUGGUGACCAGAAGUAUAGUGAUGGAGUUAGAAUGGGGUCAUUUGGUCUAAUGAUGAACUCGGUGAUUCUUGGAAUAACUUCGGUGCUUAUGGAAAGUCUCUGUCGGCGAUGGGGGUCGGGUUUCAUAUGGGGGAUCUCGAACAUUAUUAUGUUUUUAUGUUUUCUAGCGAUGCUCGUGCUUUCGUUUGUGGCAAGCAAAGCAGACUACGGCAGUGAUGGUGUACCUCCAAAUGGAAUUGUGAUUGCUGCGCUGGUUAUUUUUGCAAUUCUUGGCAUGCCGUUAGCUGUUACAUAUAGUGUUCCGUACGCAUUGGUAUCCUCGCGUAUUGAGUCACUAGGACUCGGCCAAGGGUUGUCAAUGGGUGUUCUAAACGUGUCCAUUGUGAUCCCACAGGUUUUGGUCUCUCUUGGAAGUGGACCAUGGGACCAGUUAUUUGGUGGGGGCAACUCUCCAGCCUUUGCUAUAGCAGCAGUUGCAUCCUUCGCAAGUGGACUCGUAGCUAUCUUGGCUAUACCACGAUCGAGGCCUUCUGAUAAAUCCAAAAUCCGACAUUGAACAAGAGGUAUUAUCAACCGUGUUAUUUUUUGAUCAACCCGAGUGAGUUAUGUAUGUUUUUCUUCUUGUUAUUGUUAUUGUUGUUGUAUUAUCUUUUUAUAUCAAGUCAACUGCAAACAAAUCGUCCGAAUUUUGUAUAUAACGACUUGUUACUUACAAUAAUAUCUAUCAAUACUUUUUUUU